AUGGAGGAGGCGAGCCUUUCCACAGAGCUGACCGACAGUGUGCUGGAGGCUGUCGGUCGUGGGCUGAAGAUAGAACUGAAAAUAAAAGUUCAACUGGAGCUGAAGGACAAAGUGGAGACUUGGGUUCUGGUCUUGGCUCCACACCGGCUCUUCCUUCUCUCGGCUCGGGUCCCGUCUAAGGUGGAACAGUGGUUCAGUCUAUUGGAUCUGCAGGAACUGAGUAGCACCACACCCACACAGCUCUCCCUGGAUUUUGACAGGUCGCGCUGGGGUCUUCGUUCAGUGGGAGAUGUGGAUGAUGUCAUCGCGCACAUCGGCUUCGCUCUGCGGAGGAUCUGUCCCGCCGCCGCUCCUGCGAAGCUGUUUAAAAAGUUGAUCCUGAAGCCGGUGGAGAGGAUGGCGCCCCUGCUGGAGAGAUGGGGAAUUGCACAGGAGCUGGGACCUUGUGGUCAGAAAACUUAA
Molecule: messenger RNA, 462 nt
Organism: Knipowitschia caucasica
Lineage: Eukaryota; Metazoa; Chordata; Actinopteri; Gobiiformes; Gobiidae
Source: the annotation of a GenBank genome assembly